AUGUUUAACAGUUUCGAUAAUAAUUUGCAGGUAUUUUUUGUACUCAGAAAGAAGAACUCUCAUAUUAGUGUGCUCCACGUGUUUCAUCAUUCGUUAGUUCCUAUAACAGUAUGGAUUGGCAUUAAAUAUGGAGCAGGAGGAUACAACACCAUUUUUCCUUUGUUGAAUUCAUUUGUGCAUGUUUGGAUGUAUUUAUAUUAUGGGUUAGCCGCUUUCGGACCCUCACUUCAGAAGUAUUUAUGGUGGAAGAAAUACUUGACAAAGUUACAAAUGGUGCAGUUCAUUAUUGUGUUUGUUUAUAUGAUUCAACUCUAUGUGUAUCCGACAUGCCACGUGUCAAAAACUCUCAUCAUGAUUAAUUUAUUCAAAGCCACUAUAUUUUUUCUCAUGUUUUGGAAUUUUUACUUGGUCUCCUAUCGUCGAAAGGCGACCUCUUUGGAAAAUAUAGUUCAAGACUGUAAUUCUCAUAUGGAGAGAAUAAUGAAAGAGCUGCAGAAACUGGAAUAAAUUUAAUCUAUUGGUUA
Parasteatoda tepidariorum (common house spider) is the source of this 524-nucleotide messenger RNA. The record is from RefSeq and is a predicted model, not a curated record. Lineage: Eukaryota; Metazoa; Arthropoda; Arachnida; Araneae; Theridiidae.